Molecule: messenger RNA, 1931 nt
Organism: Serpula lacrymans var. lacrymans S7.9
Lineage: Eukaryota; Fungi; Basidiomycota; Agaricomycetes; Boletales; Serpulaceae
Exons: 9
Coding region: 88-1776 (562 amino acids)
Molecular function (GO): monooxygenase activity; iron ion binding; oxidoreductase activity, acting on paired donors, with incorporation or reduction of molecular oxygen
Source: RefSeq, a predicted model, not a curated record
GGUUAGACAUCAGCACAUGCACAGAAGCAGCUAUAUUCUAACGCAUUUCAUGAUCCAGCCACCCUACAUGGCUAUAUAUGCGCAUACAUGGAUCCCUGCUCACUGUUCCAUCCAACUCCCAUGGCCAUCAUCAUCACUCUGGCUGAUGCGACCGUAGUCACCCUCACUGUCCUUUUCCUCGCAUUUGUGUAUCAAAAUCGCAGGAAAUUUACAUCAACAAAAUACCCUCCAGGGCCUCCUGGUUUGCCAUUAGUGGGAUGCGCGUUUGAGAAUCCAAGUUCAGAGAAGCAGCCUUACAAGGGCUGGAGAGAGUUGUACGGUCCGAUUUCUCAUUUUCGUUUGCUCACCCAGGACGUCUUCGUUCUCAAUACCCAUAGAUUGGCUUACGAACUCCUCGAUAAACGUGCCAACACCUAUGCCGACCGUCCUCGACAAGUGAUGUGUGCCGAAUUGAUAUCUUGGAAUAGAGCGAUUGCCCUUGCGCCCGCAGGCACAAGGCAUAGAAAGUACCGUAAACUCGUAAAUAGCGUACUCUCUCCCAAUGCCACAAAGCGUCUUUGGCCUGUCCAAGAAAAAUCCGCUUCUGCCUUUGUCACCACGCUCUUCCACCAAUGCGUGGACAAACCUUCUGAUGCGGGACAGUCGCAUUCAGGUUACGAGUUUCUUGAAGUCAUUCGACAGGUCAUAGGCAUGCAUGUCGUCGACAUCAUUUAUGGCCCUGAAUCCAUUGUCGAAGAUGAAAGUAGAGGCAGUGGACGUCAGGCUGUCGGCUUGUCGAAACAAAACAUGGAGAAGUACAUACACGAUGCAGACGAGGCGCAUGCCCUUUUCGCUAAAGCACUUGUUCCAUUUGCUUACAUCGUAGACUGGAUACCAUGGUUACAAUUCCUUCCCGAGUCUACGCCUUUUGUGUCAUUCAAAAAAGAGGCUAGGCAAGCUCGGGAAAAUUUAGUCAAGUUGACUAUGUUUCCUUAUACCAAAGUCCGGGAAAGGAUCGCUAUGGGUCUUCCACAGAUUUCCUAUGUGGAUCACUGUUUCACAACUACUCCUGACCCCACCCCUGAAGACGAGGAAUCUAUCGCAUGGACUGCUAUGAGUGCCUACACUGGCGGAUCUGAUACUACCAUCGCAGCCAUCAAGACUGCUUUUUUCGCAGCAUCUCUUCAUCCAGAAGCUCAGGCGCUCGCUCAAUCAGAAUUAGACCAAAUCGUGGGACAAGAGCGUAUGCCAGAGAUAAACGACCGUCCUAACUUGCCUUACGUGACGGCCUUUGUCAACGAAUGCAUGAGGUUGAUACCUGUUGCUCCCGUUGCUAUUCCUCAUAGGGCAAUGGAAGACGAGACGAUUGAUGAGUACUUUAUUCCAAAGGGUGCAACUAUCAUUCCAAACAUCAGAGAAAUGCUUCGCGAUCCCGAUAUAUACGAAUCACCCCUAUCCUUCGAUCCCGUUCGUUUCCUUCCCACAACAGGCACACCAACGCAUCCAGACAUUAAAGGCCGGACUGAGCUCAACAUUGGCUCUCUCCCAUACGGAUUUGGCAGGAGAAUAUGUCCCGGGAUGCAUUUGGCAGAUUCCGGUGUAUGGCUCUAUGUGUCUACACUCCUUUGGGCGUAUCACGUUUCGAUGGUAGACGAUGAUGGUAGUAUCGUCAAGGAUAGAGCAGCAAAGUGGGAAUCUGCACAAUUUUCUAGUGGGGCCAUCCAGUAUCCUCUUCCUUUCAAGGUGAAGCUUGUACCGAGAUCAAGUGCUGUAGAAUCUCUGCUCAGAAAUGCGUGAGAUGGUCUGUGAGCACACGAGACACGCUCACACACGAUGUGACAAAUCUGUUUUAUCAAACAACUGUUUUCUCUGCACAUUCAUGUUAGAACCUUUCCCUCUCAAAUGGACAAUGUGAUAGACACUACUAUGAACGAAUAAUGACCAUUUUUUCA